Molecule: messenger RNA, 1014 nt
Organism: Symbiodinium sp. CCMP2592
Lineage: Eukaryota; Dinophyceae; Suessiales; Symbiodiniaceae
Source: the annotation of a GenBank genome assembly
AUGCAGGUGGAGACAUCCGCGAAGACUGGCGAGAAUGUGCGACCCUCUACGCUAGUUUUUGGAAUAUUCUUCUUUAGAGCCCAUGCCUUGCUUUCUAGCAUGACGCGUGCCGCCCUGGCCUUCGUGGGGUGGGUCACCACAGGCACCGUAGGUGGGGUGCUGGCCGUCCGGACCUGCUUGCUGGACCUGCAGGCUGAUACAUUCACAGACAGCUGCGAGCCUUCGUGGGCAGCUGAGGAUGAGGUUGUCGCACAGUGCUUCCGUGAGUGUGCAACUUCCCAGUACCGGCUUCAGGGUGGAAUGAAUCCCCAAAAGCCCAACAUGGCGAUAGCAGAGCCCCAAACUACAAAAUGUUCCAACCAACAGCGGCCCAUGGCAUGCCCUUCAUUCCAUCUUACAUGCGUCAAGCCCAUUGAUGAUUCCAACGCUUUCCCGAAUGCCUGCAGUGGCAAGACCAGCUUGAGCGAGUUUCCUCUAACGUAUGGCGAUUAUUACGUGGCUUUCUACUCCUUCGGCACAGCAAGUGAAGAUGGCGAGACCAAGCCCAAAAUCGUGACGAGGAUUGUGGCUGGUGGAGAAAUCUGUUCUGGCACGUACGUGAUUUCCGAUGGUGGCAUAUGCCUUGGAACUUAUCGUGCUGCCAUGGUUCAUAUGGGCCCGCCGGUGGCUCCGCCCCAGCCACCCGCAAUCCAUGGGAUGCCCAUACCAUUCCCGGAGCUGGAUUCCAAUGGGGAACUACCCACAACCAGCACCACUACGACCACGACCACCACUACGACGGCAAGCACGACCGAAACCACCUCAACUGCUGAAACGACGUCCACCACAGCAUCGCCCAAGAAGCCUAAAGGCAGUUUUUCUGGUGCGGGAUCCAUCAUCUUCGGGAUCCUUCUGGUGCUCCUUCUCUUCGCGGCGGGCAUCUUUUUCUUCCUUCGCCAGCACCGGCGUGGCGAUGAAGGGCGAAGCCUGGCGACCUCCCAGGAGAUGGAGAUGCGCACCCCCAGUCGACAGUAA